This is a messenger RNA of Rhinichthys klamathensis goyatoka, 1512 nucleotides long. RefSeq names its product tumor suppressing subtransferable candidate 4 (gene tssc4). The transcript is spliced from 3 exons. Lineage: Eukaryota; Metazoa; Chordata; Actinopteri; Cypriniformes; Leuciscidae. The record is from RefSeq and is a predicted model, not a curated record. Bases 291 to 1178 code for a protein of 295 amino acids.
AUGCUGAUGCUGACUUUGUUUAAUUCAAGCUUACACAGUAAGAAGAGGACAACCUAAACGCUAUGGCCAUAACUUUGAUCAAUACUCUGGAAUCAAUGAUUUUAGCUAAACUGACCAGCUCUCAGUACCUGUGAGUCUUCAACCGCAGUGUCUCAAGAGCCUUUUGGUGAGCGAGUAGUUCCUCAUCUUUGCUUUUCUCUCUAUAGUUCAUAUCUUUCACACAGCAUCUCAGCGUAAAUAUUCAGCUUCUAAUCGUAUCUCUUGACCUAACCUUGGAGUAGUGUAGCACAAUGAGUGACCCAAACUGCAAAGAAAAGGAUGCUCCCAACAGUCUGUCUAAUAGAGAUAUGAUUGAACUCCCAGAUGAUCUCUCCCUGAGCGACUCUGACUCUGAUGAACCCACAGAGCAUUUCGGCAGAAAGGUUGAGGACUUGUCAUCAUCCUCAGAGGAUGAAGGUGAGACUCAGCAGCAUGUCAAGUCUGUUCCUCAAGAAAAUCCCACCUUCAGACUGAUAGGUGGCAGCUCUGGUUUCUGUGAUCGGAGCAAGGACAUCUUUGCACAGUUGGAUAGUGCAGCAAAGCUCACAUCUAAGGAUCUUGGUGAAGACAACAUUCUUGAUGGCAUGUUUGCCCGUCCUGCUCCACCGUCACCUCCACAGGCAGCUCAAGGGAAGUGUGGUGUUGGCCAAGAGGCAACCAAAAAACAACCUCCAGGUAAAAAACUCCCAGACUACUUAGCAAACCCUGAGCGCUGGACCCGCUACAGUCUUGAAGAUAUUGCUGAAACCAGUGAUAGAAAGAAUAGUCAGGUCGCUCAUGAGUACAUUCAGGAGCUUCAAGACAGCCGGAGGUCUCAAAAAGCCACGCUGGAGACUUUCACUCCAACUUUCAACCAGGAUCACAGCAGCAGCAGUGAUAAUAAGAUUGUGUUCACUAAACCCAAAAGCAAAGAUCAAAGUGGGAGCAAACUUGACCAUGCUAAGAAGGAAGCAGUUGGCCUUCAACACUUGGAUGAUCAUCACAUUUCAUGGGGCAAUAAAGAGAAAAAAAGGAAGUGGGGGUCUGAGAAAGAGGAAGAAGACAAAAUGGUGUCCAGUGCCGUCUUCAACAGUGGCAAGAAAGUAAAUCGCAAACACUUCCGUAAAACACUGGAAGAUGACGAAGGUGGCGCAGAGUGAGCACUUUGAACCUAAAUAUUUAAAACUGCUGUUUUAAUGUUUAUGUACCUCAAACUUAAUGUUGUUUUGUAUAAAGUGAUUUGACUAUCCAAUUAUCUUGGUUUAGGCUGUAUAAUCCAUGAAAAGCUCUUGCUGUCAUACUGUACAGGCCAUUUCGCAAAGGAUAGCAUAAAAAAUAACCCACAUCUAUAGAUUGAUAACCUGUAUGCAGUGGUAUCAGUGGUUUAGUGUGUAUACAAUUAUCCUGUGGUCAUUUUUAUGACCACUUUUCAUGAAUAAAUUUGACUCUGUUGUGUACUUUGAGAUCACAUUAAAUAAGUGUGCUUUGUCUUAA